Panicum hallii is the source of this 3627-nucleotide messenger RNA. Its product is annotated as respiratory burst oxidase homolog protein A-like. The coding region runs from base 1 to 2895 and encodes 964 amino acids. Gene Ontology annotation, cellular component: plasma membrane. Lineage: Eukaryota; Viridiplantae; Streptophyta; Magnoliopsida; Poales; Poaceae. The record is from RefSeq and is a predicted model, not a curated record. The transcript is spliced from 14 exons. Gene Ontology annotation, molecular function: NAD(P)H oxidase H2O2-forming activity; peroxidase activity; calcium ion binding.
AUGCGAGGAGGAGGAGGAGGAGGGCCGGGCGUCGCCACGCCGGGCCGCCCGCGAUGGGGCUCCGGGGUGACGACGCCGCGGUCGCUGAGCACGGGCUCCUCGCCGCGCGGGUCGGACCGGAGCUCCGACGAUGGGGAGGAGCUGGUCGAGGUGACGCUGGACCUGCUGGAGGACGACAACAUUGUGCUGCGGAGCGUCGAGCCGGCCGCGGCGGCGGCCGCGGCCGGGCUGGGGGUGGGGGCGUCGCCUUCGUCGUCGGGGGCGCCUCCCCCGCCCCGGCGCCACCCGGAGCCGCCGUCCGGGGCGCCGUCGCGGUCGCGGUCGCCAGCCAUGCGCCGGACCUCCUCGCACCGCCUGCUGCAGUUCUCGCAGGAGCUCAAGGCCACCGCCAGCCGCGCCAAGCAGUUCUCGCAGGACCUCACCAAGCGCUUCACGCGCACCCAGAGCCGCGCGAAUCUCGUCGGGGAGACAGGCGCCGCCGCCGCCGCCGCGCCCUCGGGCAUCGACGCAGCCCUCGAGGCCCGCGCGCAGCGCCGCCGCCGGGCGCAGCUCGACCGCACCAAGUCCGGCGCGCACCGCGCGAUCCGCGGCCUCCGCUUCAUCAGCGGCGGCAACAAGACCAGCAACGCCUGGAUCGAGGUCCAGGCCAACUUCGACCGCCUCGCACGCGACGGCUACCUCUCCCGCGACGACUUCCCCAAAUGCAUAGGGAUGACGGAGUCGCAGGAGUUCGCGAUGGAGCUGUUCGACACGCUCAGCCGCCGCCGCCAGAUGCAGGUGGACAAGAUCAACAAGGAUGAGCUGCGCGAGAUCUGGCAGCAGAUCACAGAUAACAGCUUCGACUCGCGCCUGCAGAUCUUCUUCGACAUGGUGGAUAAGAAUGCAGAUGGCCAUAUCACGGAGGCGGAGGUGAAAGAGAUUAUUAUGUUAAGCGCUUCAGCUAAUAAACUGUCGAGACUUAAGGAGCAAGCUGAAGAGUAUGCCGCCUUGAUCAUGGAGGAACUUGAUCCCGAAGGGCUUGGCUACAUUGAGCUCUGGCAAUUGGAGACACUGCUACUGCAAAAGGAUACCUAUGUGAACUACAGCCAGGCCUUGAGCUACACAAGCCAGGCACUAAGCCAGAAUCUCGCUGGUCUAAGGAAAAGGAGUCCGAUCAGAAAAAUUAGCAGCACAUUGAACUACUAUCUGGAGGACAACUGGAAACGUCUGUGGGUGCUUGCAUUAUGGAUUGGGAUAAUGGCUGGAUUAUUCAUUUGGAAGUUCAUCCAGUACCGCAACCGGUAUGUCUUUCAUGUGAUGGGCUACUGUGUUACAACUGCAAAGGGUGCUGCUGAGACUCUCAAGCUGAACAUGGCACUUAUUCUCUUGCCUGUAUGCCGCAACACCAUCACCUGGCUGCGGAAUACAAAAGCUGCAAGGGCAUUGCCAUUCGAUGACAACAUAAACUUCCACAAGACUAUUGCAGCGGCAAUUGUGGUUGGUGUUAUCCUUCAUGCAGGGAACCACCUUGUAUGUGAUUUUCCGCGGCUCAUAAGUUCACCAGAGGAAAAGUAUGCUCCGCUGCACCAGUACUUUGGGGAUAAGAAGCCAACAUAUUUAGACCUGGUCAAAGGAGUGGAGGGCAUAACAGGGGUAAUCAUGGUUGUGUGCAUGCUUAUUGCAUUUACUCUAGCAACAAGGUGGUUCCGCCGUAGCCUGGUGAAGCUCCCAAGGCCAUUUGACAAAUUAACUGGCUUCAAUGCAUUCUGGUACUCCCAUCAUUUGUUCAUCAUUGUGUACAUAGCACUCGUUAUUCAUGGAGAGUGUUUAUACCUUAUCCACGACUGGUACAAAAAGACGACAUGGAUGUAUCUCUCGGUGCCUGUUGGUCUGUAUGUUGGGGAGAGGACUCUUAGGUUCUUCAGAUCGGGCAGUUAUUCUGUCCGGCUAUUGAAGGUGGCCAUAUAUCCUGGUAAUGUUUUGACAUUGCAGAUGUCUAAGCCUCCCACAUUCCGUUACAAGAGCGGGCAGUAUAUGUUUGUUCAGUGCCCUGCUGUUUCACCCUUUGAGUGGCAUCCUUUCUCAAUAACUUCGGCACCUGGGGAUGACUAUCUAAGCAUUCAUGUUCGGCAACUUGGUGAUUGGACACGGGAGCUUAAGCGGGUAUUCUCAGCAGCUUGUGAGCCACCAGUGGGUGGGAAAAGUGGCCUUCUUCGAGCAGAUGAAACAACUAAGAAAGCCUUACCAAAACUUCUGAUCGAUGGACCAUAUGGGUCUCCUGCACAAGACUACAGCAAGUAUGAUGUUUUACUACUUGUUGGAUUAGGGAUAGGUGCCACACCUUUUAUUAGCAUAUUGAAAGACUUGCUCAAUAACAUCAUCAAAUUGGAGGAAGAGGAAGAAGCUUCAAGCGAUCUUUACCCACCAAUUGGUCGCAGUAAGGCACAUGUUGAUCUUGACACCCUUAUGAGGAUUACCUCAAAACCAAAGAGGGUUUUGAAGACAACAAAUGCUUACUUCUAUUGGGUGACACGUGAACAAGGCUCUUUUGAUUGGUUUAAAGGAGUCAUGAAUGAGAUUGCUGAACUAGAUCAAAGGAAUAUAAUUGAGAUGCACAACUAUCUCACAAGUGUUUAUGAGGAAGGGGAUGCUCGGUCAGCACUCAUCACGAUGCUGCAAGCUCUCAAUCAUGCCAAGAAUGGCGUUGACAUAGUUUCAGGAACCAAAGUCCGGACACAUUUUGCAAGGCCAAAUUUUAAGAAAGUCCUAUCUAAGAUAGCCACCAAACAUCCUUAUGCUAAAAUAGGAGUGUUCUACUGUGGGGCCCCAGUUUUGGCACAGGAACUUAGCAAACUUUGUUAUGAAUUCAAUGGCAAGUCUACAACGAAAUUCGAGUUCCACAAGGAGCAUUUCUGACAUAACAAGGUAAAUACAGAAUAGGGGAAACAAGGGGGAAGAAGAUGUGUUGUAUGUAAAGCCAUGUUUGCUUUAACGUGUUGCCUUCUUCGCAAUUGAGUUGGAAGAGCUAGGGAUUCUGCACAUGGUGUUGUGUCAUCACGGCGCCCUCCUCACCGUGAUACUACAACCAGUUACAGCAGCGACACCUAUUGCUUGAGAUAUUCAAAUACAAUAAGAGCACAUAGAAAGGUAAAUGGGGGAGCAGCUGGUACAAUCACAUGGUUUCCAUCAGAGAUUGAGCAGCAGAUACCCCAGGUGGAUGUGGACCAGCAAGGGCCAAGCUGGGGAUUCCCUCAAUAAGAUCCCCCAUGCGCGGAGUCUGACAGUUUCUGAGGAUGGUUGUGAUUGUAAGCAGCGUGAUGGUAGGACAUAGGAUGAAGGCCAGGAUGUCACAAGGCUAUCUAACUGUAUAUUUGCAUGCAGCUGAGUGGUUGACUGAGGCCACAUGUUUGUUCUAACUUUGUAAUUAUACACGGGGAUGAAAAAACAGGAAGGAGUAUAGUUGGUUUUUGUAUGUAGUGUAGGUUGGUAGUGACUGGGCCCAGAUUGCCGGGCCCAAAUUUGAUUGAAGCGUGUUUUGCUGCCUUGUCUGAGUGGGAAGAUGCAAAUUCUUUUUAGGCCCCGAGUGUAUGAUUGAAUAUUUGAAUGCUGUAUAUCUUACUUUAGUGAAGCCCUUGUUUAAAUUUUUUC